Molecule: messenger RNA, 1062 nt
Organism: Calliphora vicina (urban bluebottle blowfly)
Lineage: Eukaryota; Metazoa; Arthropoda; Insecta; Diptera; Calliphoridae
Product: putative nuclease HARBI1
Exons: 3
Coding region: 1-1062 (353 amino acids)
Source: RefSeq, a predicted model, not a curated record
AUGCCUACAGCGUUCUUGCUUUCUGUAUUGGCUUUAAAAAAGCUACAAACUAAAGAAGUGUUUAUUAAAAAAAAAACACUAAGGGAUUCUUCCAAUCCAUUGGACAUUCCAGACCAAGCUUUUAUAGCUCUCUACCGGUUAAACAAGACUGCAUUUUUGAUUAUUGUGGAAGGAACUUCUCGGCAUAUGAGCAAAAGUUCAAUUCCAGAAAUAGUGCGAUUGGCUGGUGUUUUAAGAUUUUUGGCAGUCGGGUCUUUUCAAGGUGUGAUCGCCAAUGACAUUAAUAUAAGUAUGGGCCGUAGCACUUUCUGUAAAGUUUUAUGGAACGUACUCAAUAUUCUUGAGGAGAGGCUGUGUCCACAUUGGAUUAAGUUGAAUAUGACAGAAUCUGAAGCAAGAGAAUCUAAAAUACGUUUUUAUUCAAAAUUCAAAAUACCCGGCGUCAUUGGAUCUGUAGAUGGCACCCAUGUGCGACUUAUAAAGCCUGCGCAAGAUUCUGAACAUUACUAUUGCAGAAAGGGAUAUUACAGCUUAAAUGUGUUGAUUAUUUGUGAUUACCAAAUGAAAAUUCGCGGUGUGGAUUCAACUAGGCCUGGCUCAUGUCACGAUGCUUUUGUUUGGAACUUAAGCAAUGCAAGCACCUACUAUGCGGAAAUGUAUUCCCAUGGGAAUAGUAAUUCAUGGUUGUUGGCCGACUCUGCAUAUGCAUUAAAACCUUAUGUUUUGGUGCCGUACAAAUCAGCGGUGUUUGGUUCAAUGCAACAUAAAUUUAAUUUAGUACAUUCAUCAGCUAGAAAUAUAGUAGAGAGGACUAUAGGGAACUUAAAAAGUCGUUUUAGAAGCCUUCAGAUGUGUCUUCCCUAUAGUCCGCCGAAAGUAGUAAAAAUUGUAAAUGUUUGCUGCGCUCUGCACAAUAUUUGCAAACAUUAUAACAUUCCUGUAGAAGAUCAAGAUCAACUAGUUCCCACUACACAUGAAGAAGUGGAAGAAGAGCCGGAUCAAUUACAAAGCAAUAACGCAGGAGCGGAAAUUAGAGACAAUAUUGCAAGGACUUUGUUGUAA